CACACAGCCACCUGGAGAGUGAAAAAAGCAGCGUUAAGGAGUGAGACAGCAAAUUAUUGGAUGAGAGAGAGGGAAUCGGAAGCCAGGAAAGAACCACGAGCCGGGAUUCAAAUUCGGGUCGCCGGAAGUGCUGCUGCACAACAUUUAGGCGCACAGUCCACUGGACCACUUGGCGCCGACAAGUUUGUUUUCAGUUACUGCAUAAAUCAUCAUGCCUCGAGGCAGAGCCAACAGUGCACUCUCUGACAGCAAUGACAUGGACUUUGAUCGGAUUGCUGAGACAGAGUUGGCAAAGCUGCAGAGACAGUAUCGUAUGAUGGAGUCUGAUCAUCAGGCCCACAAAAUGCAGUCGGAACAUAUUAUCCGCAAGCAGAGGGAGGAGAUUUCGAAGCUGCGUGAGGAACAGGAGGAGCUGCUGCGCAGUCUGCGUGUGUCCGAGUGUCAGGCACGCAGACAGAGCGACAGUCAAGACACUCAGAGUCUGAGGACAUUGCUGGAGCGGAGUGACGUGCUGGACGAGCAACUGGAGAGCGAGAGACAGACUCAAUCACAGCUGAAGCAGGAGAUCAUGAAUAUGGAGAAAAGGCUGCAAGAACUGAGGAGAGGAGAGGUCUCGGAGCCACGUCUCACGUCUCAGAGCCGUCACGCUCAGAAAGCCUCUCGCACCCUCGAGAACAAACUGAACCUGGCUCUUGUGCGCUUUAAUGAGCUGAUGACCAAGAACAGCCAGCUCAGAGAAGAUAUCGAAACCCUUCGCAUGGAACGUGUCCGAUUUCAGCAGCUGCAUCGCAAACUGGAGAAGAAACUGCAGGAUAUUCGUAAGGAGAUAAGAACAGCUUAUGAUGUAAGAGCGGAGGCUCAGGCUGAAAUGAGCAUGAUGAAGGAGAUGUCCGGGAAGGAUCUCGUACAGUACUUGUCUGAGACGAAGGAGCUGGAAAGAGUCAUCGCUCACGAAAGGCGACUCAAAGAGUUCAUGAAUGUCAAAUGUCAUGAGCGAACCACAUUAGAAGAUGAUCGCAGAACUGAGAUGAAGGAGCAGAGGAAAACUGAUACAGGUGAAGAGACACCGGAUACUCUGGAGGAGGUUUUCCAGAAGAUUCAGGAAAUGACUGGAGAGAACGAUCUGGAGAUGUUGGUUACAAACUUCAUUCAAGUUGAGGACAGAAAAUUUGCUCUCUUCAACUAUGUGAAUGAUCAAAACACGAAGGCUGAGAUACUUAGAGAACAAAUAUACAAGAUUCGGGAAGAGAUGGAGCAGUUCCGCUUAGAGGGUGUCAAGCGGGAACAGGAAUAUAAAUUGGCUUUAGAGCAGGUGAAGGAUCAACAGAUUGAGUGCGAGACACAAGCUCAACAGUAUGAAGCCCAGGCGGAUGAUAUAAGCAAGACCCUCGGUCAGAUUAAAGCAGGGGUGGAGUGUGUGUUUAGUAAAACUGACUGUGACCGAACUCUGGUGGAAGAUACGGUGGGUUCCUCCACUGGGAUCAGAGACAGUAACAUCAUGAGUUACCUCGCUCUGCUGGAGCAGAAAGCCACCGAACUGCUCGCUAUGCAAGCUUUCAUAAACUCUAAGGACCUGGAAAAGAAUUACGACCCGGAGAUGACGGCUCAGUUCCUUCUGGGUCAGAACCCAGGGAUAGAGAGACAGGUGGCUGUCGUUCAGCCUUCCAUUAACAGGGACAAUAGUGAGGUUGAGGAUUCUUCACUCACAGAUGAGGAGGAUCGACCUUUGAGUCAGGGAGAGCUCCUCCAGCACAUCAGGAGACAUGUCUCGCACAAAAAGGAUUCAGUGCUUAUAGGACGUGGAGAUGCUAAAACCCCCAAAAUCAGCACAAUGUCUAGCAGCAGACAGCGCUCCCUCUAAUAUUAAAAAACAUCCAGCUUUUUUUAAGUUAAACAUAUUUUUUUAGUUCUCAUACAUGUCUGUAUAUGAGUUAAAUUUGGGAUUGAGUGAAGGUCAAACGCAUUCAGAUGUUUAGCCUCACAGUAACAGAAGGGGGCAGCAUGAAGCCAUGCUAGAUGAUGCUAGAUUUCCCACAAGACUUUUGGAUGUUAAAUAUGUCUGGCCAUAUAAACAAAACGUAUUUCCUUGUCUUUUAGUUCUUCAUUUGGUUUAAUACUCAGUCAAGUCGUCACUAGCUAUUAUUUCAUGUUCCUAUUUAAGGUAGAUCUGCAUUCAAGUGACAGAAAUAAAAGUUUGACAUGA
This is a messenger RNA of Triplophysa dalaica, 2203 nucleotides long. RefSeq names its product outer dynein arm docking complex subunit 1 (gene odad1). The transcript is spliced from 16 exons. Gene Ontology annotation, cellular component: axoneme. Gene Ontology annotation, biological process: cilium movement; outer dynein arm assembly. Bases 212 to 1861 code for a protein of 549 amino acids. NCBI's taxonomy places the organism in Eukaryota, Metazoa, Chordata, Actinopteri, Cypriniformes, Nemacheilidae. The record is from RefSeq and is a predicted model, not a curated record.